AAAUUAAGAUCAGAAACAACAUAAGAAGCUGCCUUAAUCAACAGCAAAAAAUCUGAACUUUGACGAACUCUCCCAAGUUUUCAUCCUCAAAAUCAUCACAAUUGACUAUAGAAACUGUCAUCCCCCUUGCACACCAAUCCAAACGAAACAUUCAACAACAUCACAUCAUCAUUACAAUAAAAUUAUCAAUCAAUUACUCCAACUUCAAACAUCAGAAGUUUCCAAAGCACAAUUUUUCUUUUUCCUCUUCCCCAAAGUCUUAGGCACAUUCCUGCCGAACUCUGCCGGCUAUCAAUCUUUGAACUCUUCUCCCUCCCUCUCAUUCCAAUAAAACCAACCCCAAUCUCAUUUUCAUCAUUUUUCAUCUCCUUUCUUGUAUCUCACAAUGAUGCCCUUCAUUUUCUUUGCUUUUCUUGUCUUGCCAUUCACAUACACUAAUUCCGUUUUUGCCUUCCCACCAUUACCUUCAUUCCCACCAAUCCCAUCAUUCACCAAUCCAUGGGAAGGCUUCCAAAACCUCUCCGGCUGCCACCCGGGCGACAAAGUCCCCGGCAUCUCCAACCUCAAGCAAUACCUCCACGACUUCGGGUAUAUCUCCAACCCACCCCCCACCAACUUCACAGACUCCUUCGAUGACGAUCUUGAAGCCGCAAUUAAAACAUACCAAAAAAACUUCAAACUCAACAUCACCGGCUUCCUCGACCCAUCCACGAUCAACCAAAUGACACUCCCACGCUGCGGCAUGCCGGACAUCAUCAAUGGCACCUCAACCAUGGCCUUAUCACUCCACGGCCGCAAACUUUACACCUACUUCACCGGCAAUCCUCGCUGGCCUUCGUCCAAAUCCCAGCUCACCUACGCCUUCACCGCCACCUCCUCCGUGUCUAUCUCCACCUCCACUCUCAGCACUGUCAUCUCUCGUGCCUUCUCUCGCUGGGCGGCAACAACGACCUUAACUUUCACCGAGGUUGGAUCCGAGUCCGACCCUGACAUCACCAUUGGAUUCUACUCCGGGGACCACGGUGAUGGAGAACCGUUUGAUGGGGUUUUGGGAACGCUGGCGCAUGCGUUCUCACCGACGGAUGGGAGGUUUCAUCUGGAUGCGGCGGAGCAGUGGGUGGCGGAGGGGGAUGUGACGACGGCGAGCUCGGACGCGGCGAUAGAUUUGGAGUCGGUGGCGGUGCAUGAGAUCGGGCACUUGCUGGGGCUGGGGCACACGUCGGUGGAGAGUGCGAUCAUGUAUCCGACCAUCAAGACGAAGACGAAGAAGGUGGAGCUUGCGGAGGACGACGUGGUGGGGAUCCAGAAUUUGUACGGAAAGAACCCGAACUACACCGGAGUGGCGCCGGCGACGACGGUGCAGCAGAUGGAUACUAGUGACGCAGGGUUGGGGUUGGGCUUGGGUUUUGGGUCGUUAUUUUGGCGGGUUUUGGUCGUCAGUGGGGUUGUUGGUGGUUUGGUUCUUGGGUAGUGGUUGGUUUAGUAUUAGUUUUGUUAUUUAUUAUUUAUUUUUUUUAUUUGACUGA
This is a messenger RNA of Dioscorea cayenensis subsp. rotundata (Guinea yam), 1526 nucleotides long. Its product is annotated as metalloendoproteinase 2-MMP-like. Gene Ontology annotation, molecular function: zinc ion binding; metalloendopeptidase activity. NCBI's taxonomy places the organism in Eukaryota, Viridiplantae, Streptophyta, Magnoliopsida, Dioscoreales, Dioscoreaceae. Gene Ontology annotation, biological process: proteolysis; collagen catabolic process; extracellular matrix organization. Gene Ontology annotation, cellular component: extracellular matrix. Bases 386 to 1471 code for a protein of 361 amino acids. The transcript has a single exon. The record is from RefSeq and is a predicted model, not a curated record.